This is a messenger RNA of Seriola aureovittata, 2179 nucleotides long. It is a transcript of the gene cpox, whose product is annotated as coproporphyrinogen oxidase. The transcript has 7 exons. NCBI's taxonomy places the organism in Eukaryota, Metazoa, Chordata, Actinopteri, Carangiformes, Carangidae. Gene Ontology annotation, molecular function: coproporphyrinogen oxidase activity. Gene Ontology annotation, cellular component: cytoplasm; mitochondrial intermembrane space. The record is from RefSeq and is a predicted model, not a curated record. Bases 131 to 1504 code for a protein of 457 amino acids.
CACGCCCCUUGACUCAAAGCACGACUGAGAGCACGUAGGCACAACUUCUGAUAAUGUUUUGAGUAGUUGAUAAGUACACUAAAGCUACGACAGGUACGCACCGAGGAUAGAACGGGUGGUUCUCUUACAAAUGGCCACCAUCGUCUUUUGCACAGCAAACAAAAUGGCUCAGACCACGACGAGACAAUGUUUGAUUGCACAUUUAAAGAGGUUUGGUAAUGCAAGAGAGACGCACUUGCUGUUUUCCUCCACUCACAGCCCGUCAGUGACUUUGCUUCCGGGAACGAGAUGGUUUUCCAGGGCUACCGGUGUAAGAUUUAUGUCCCAUGGGAACGCAGGCAGAUCCGCAGCAGGACGAAUAAGAAGGGGAGCCCUGGCGCUCAGUGGAGCCGCAGCAGUGACAGCAGCAGCGGCUGUAGCCGGGUUUUUAGCCAAUGCUAACCACUUCCAGUGUGCAGAUAUGGCAAAGAGAGUCCCCCCAGACGCUGAGGAGAAGGAGCAAGAGAGGGACAUCUUGGAGAGAUGCCGGGGGUUCAUGUCUCCUCCGGUGACCGACAUCGGCGUGCUGCAGGGGCGGAGAGAGGAGAUGCUUACGAAGAUGGAGAUGUUGAUCAUGGAGACGCAGGCCGAUUUCUGCAGAGCCCUGCAGGAGGUGGACGGUGGGGUGUUCAAGGUGGACCGAUGGGAGAGGAAAGAAGGUGGCGGAGGAAUCAGCUGUGUAAUGCAGGAUGGAAAGGUGUUUGAGAAGGCAGGGGUGAAUGUGUCAGUGGUCUUUGGAAACCUGACAGAGGGGGCCGCCAAGCAGAUGAGGAGCAGAGGGAAAGUCCUCAAAGGGAAAGAUGGGAAGCUGCCGUUUUGUGCCAUGGGUGUGAGCUCCGUUAUCCACCCCAAGAACCCCCACAUCCCCACAGUGCACUUCAACUACAGAUACUUUGAGAUAGAGGAGGAAGAUGGCACUAAGCAGUGGUGGUUCGGUGGAGGAACAGAUCUGACUCCAGUUUAUAUAAAUAAAGAAGAUGCAUUUCACUUUCACAACACCUUGAAGGAGGCCUGUGACAAACACCACCCGCAGUACUACCCCAACUUUAAGAAAUGGUGUGACAGGUACUUCUAUAUUGGCCACAGAGGAGAAACUCGAGGCAUAGGAGGGAUCUUCUUCGAUGACUUGGACUCCCCGACUCAGGAAGAAGCGUUCAACUUUGUCAAGAGCUGUGCCCGCACUGUGGUGCCCUGUUACCUGCCCAUCGUAUACAAACAUCUCAAUGACUCCGUUACUGAUGACGAAAAGGCGUGGCAGCAGGUACGACGAGGCAGAUAUGUGGAGUUCAACCUGGUGUAUGACAGGGGAGUGAAGUUUGGCUUGGCCACACCUGGCUCCAGAAUUGAGAGCAUCCUCAUGUCCCUCCCCCUCACUGCCAGGUGGGAGUACAUGCACGAGCCUGCCAAAGGUACCCUGGAGGCUGAGAUGCUGGAAGUGUUACGAAACCCCAAGGAGUGGGUGUGACCGCAGUGUACACAGGUUUACACAGGUUUACACGUCAAUAUGGACAAAACAUCCAGGAAACCGUCUUUAUUGGAUUUUAUAAAGGUGUAAGCUGUUUGAUGCGAUCAGCAGCUGUUAACAACGUGUUUACCAAAAUAAUAUGAACUUUUUUUUUUUUUUUUGCAUUAGCCUGAAGAGUUUCUUAAUCUCCACCGGUACUUUUCUCUUUCCUGUUUGCUACGUUUUGUCAAAUCAGUCUUGUUAACACUUAAUCACUGGAGAUGUGAAUAAGUGAAAAUUAGACACCGUGUUGUUAAAUGCAAUGACUGAGCUUUGUGCCAGUAAUUAAUUACUGCCUGGCAAAGUAAAGCAAGACUAAAUAAUGUAACUUCACAGGGCCAUUAGGUCAUCUCACAUUGGUGAUGUGCCCCUUUUAAGAAGUGUUUGUGUCAAACACUAGCUGUGUGUGUGUGUGUGUGUGUGUGUGUGUCUGUGUGUGUGUGUGUGUGUGUGUGUGUGUGUUUUUUCUAUGCCUGGGCUAAAUGUGGCUUGCUCUACUUGAAGCUAUCUGAGCCCUACUCUCCUCUGCUCUUUAACAAGGCACUGAAAGGGAAACAAGGACAAACAGCCACAGUGUUUUGUAUGUGUACUACUCACAUCAACUGUUAAUAAAACUGGUUUUCAUGUUUAAGAGCA